Messenger RNA from Theileria annulata, 1404 nucleotides. RefSeq lists its product as uncharacterized. The record is from RefSeq and is a predicted model, not a curated record. NCBI's taxonomy places the organism in Eukaryota, Apicomplexa, Aconoidasida, Piroplasmida, Theileriidae. The transcript has 3 exons. Bases 1 to 1404 code for a protein of 467 amino acids.
AUGUUUAUAUCAAUUUUUAUCGCGCACAUUAUAAUCGCUGUAAAUUCGUACCAUACAAAUCCCAAACCCUGUGUACAUUAUUAUAAACUGAAUAGUAUACUAGAUGACAACGUUAGUCUACACAAUGAUCUUUUUAAACACCCUGAGUUCCAAUUACACCUUCCUCCCACUUCCAAUUCAUUACCUUUAUUCAACAAACAUUUAUUCACCACCAAACCCCUUGAUUCCUCAGAUUCUGAUCUAAACAACCUAAUAGCUUCGGAUUCCACAUCAGUUUCUCCUGAUUUUUCUGAUUCUAACCCAUUAACUCAUGAAACUCAACUUCAAAAUGAAAGUAAAGCUGCAAAGAACGAGACUAGUGUUUUUCCAGGGGAAGAACCCAGUGAAGUCUUGGAGGAGCAUGACAUUAUGAAAAUGCUUAAGAAUAAGCAGAUCAAUGAAUUUCGCCAUAAAAACACUAUAGACCAAAAUCACAUGCUAACCUUUAGAUUUGAGAGACCCUGCGAUGUUUAUGUUCUAAACUAUUCAAUCAUAGACUUGGAUUUCAUGGAAUACAUCUAUUUAAGCUGUAAAGUGCUUGAAAAACUAAAGGUUUUCAAAGAUGAUAUCGUUAAAAAAGUACUUGAUGAGGUGAUAACAGACUUUAAUGUCCCAGUUUGGCUUUCAACUCCCUUUUACUACUCUUUGGCUCGCAACAAUGACAUCACUGACUUCAUUCUCAUAACUUAUUACUACAUAGACAAGUUCUGUAUGAAUAAUAACAGCGAACUUGGUUCAAAGGAAAUUAAACAGCAUUUUAAUAAACCCUCAGACCCUAAAGGGUCUCCUGAUAACACUAUACAGCUCAUGAAUAAGCUAAUAAAGGAUGGGAAUCCCUUUAAAAUUAAGGAGUACUUACUAAACGACCUCUAUAGACUAAAUAUUACUUGCCAUGAACUGAUGAAUUGGAAACAGGACGGAACUUACGAGAACCUUCUAGAAAAGUUCGUAGAUCAAGACCUCAAACAGUUAUAUUUGACUGAGAAGGAGAAACUGAGGCGGAACAUCAAACUAUAUAAAAAAGUAAUUUUUAAUAAUCGAAUUUCUCACAACACUGGCCUAGUCCAAUUAAUAAACUACUACACCAAUUACUUUAAGAUGCCAAUUUACAUCAUGAACACCACCCCUUUCCCCUCAGACAGCUUGAAGUUGAAGCUAAAGCUGUUUGGAGUCAAGGAUAACACUCUUUUGAACAUCAUCAGUGAUUUCAGCUGUUUCAAUAAGCUGGACAAGCGUAUUCCAAUCCACUAUUUCGACAAUUAUUUACCCAAUCUCAUGGCAAUUAAUGAUAAGAACGAUUUAGAGUAUUUCCUUAUCCAGUUACUCCAAUCAUUUCACCUAAUUAAUAAUCAUUUUUCAGUGUAA